UCGAGCGUGUCAGUAUGAUGGUGAUCCUGCUGAACUGUGUGACGUUGGGGAUGUACCAGCCCUGUGAGAACAUCGACUGCUCCUCCGAACGCUGCCAGAUCCUGCAGGCCUUCGACGCCUUCAUCUACAUCUUCUUUGCGCUGGAGAUGGUGGUGAAGAUGGUGGCUCUGGGGAUCUUCGGCCGGCGCUGUUAUCUGGGAGACACAUGGAACAGACUGGACUUCUUCAUCGUGAUGGCCGGGGUGGUGGAGUAUUCACUAGACCUCCAGAACAUCAACCUGACGGCCAUCCGGACGGUGAGAGUCCUGCGGCCGCUCAAAGCCAUCAACAGAGUCCCCAGCAUGAGGAUCCUGGUGAAUCUGCUGCUGGACACACUGCCGAUGUUGGGGAACGUGCUGCUGCUGUGCUUCUUCGUCUUCUUCAUCUUCGGCAUCAUCGGCGUGCAGCUGUGGGCGGGACUUCUGCGCAACCGCUGCUAUCCGGAGGAGAACUUCACCCUCUCAACAGGUGUGGCACUCCCUGCUCCGUACUACUCCCCCGAUGAGGAGGACGAGAAGCCCUUCAUCUGCUCUCUGCCGCAGGAUAACGGCAUCAUGGCGUGCAGUGACGUGCCGGCGCGGCGUGUGGCGGGACAUCAAUGCUGUCUGGACGUGGAUGAUCUCCUGCACCAUCAGGCGCUGGGCCUCGUGACCGAGCCCUUCCUCAACGCCAGCCCGCCGUCCCCCGGGCUCUGUGUCAACUGGAACAGAUACUACACCCGCUGCCACACCGGACACAGAAACCCGCACAAAGGAGCCAUCAACUUUGACAACAUCGGAUACGCCUGGAUCGUCAUAUUUCAGGUUAUUACUCUGGAGGGCUGGGUGGAAAUCAUGUAUUACGUCAUGGAUGCUCACUCAUUCUACAAUUUUAUCUACUUUAUUCUGUUGAUUAUAGUCGGCUCGUUCUUCAUGAUAAACCUGUGUUUGGUCGUCAUAGCGACUCAGUUUUCAGAGACCAAACAGCGUGAGCAUCAGCUGAUGCAGGAGCAGCGAGCCGCCUGUCUGUCCUCCAGCACGCUGGCCGAACCUGGCGACUGCUAUGAGGAGAUCUUCCAGCUUGUCUGCCACGUCCUCCGCAAGGCGCGCCGACGCACAGCUGCCUUCUUCAGGACGCUCUGCUGCAAACCACCAGAGCAGAUACAUGAGAAGACAAACAUCAAUGGAGGAGAAAAGAGCCUCCAACAACAUGAUGGAGCCACACCUGCUGCCUCAGCAGCCAAUCAGCAGACAGAGGAGGAUGCCGCCGAGGAGACGGACAGGUGUCAGAGAGCAGAGGGGGUCUGUCAGAGGCAGAGCCGAGAGCUGUGGAUGGAGAUAAGGGUCAAACUGUGGGGCAUCGUGGAGAGCAAAUACUUCAACAGAGGAAUCAUGGUGGCCAUCCUCAUCAACACCAUCAGCAUGGGCAUAGAGCACCAUGAGCAGCCAGAGGAGCUCACUAAUGUUCUGGAGAUCUGUAACAUCGUCUUCACCAGUAUGUUUGCUCUGGAGAUGAUCCUCAAGCUCACAGCAUUUGGCUGCUUUAAUUACCUGCGCAAUCCAUACAACAUCUUUGAUGGGAUCAUCGUGAUCAUCAGCGUGUGUGAGAUCGUGGGUCAGUCUGACGGCGGUCUCUCGGUGCUCCGCACCUUCCGCUUGCUGCGUGUCCUGAAGCUGGUUCGGUUCAUGCCGGCGCUGCGCAGACAGCUGGUGGUUCUGAUGAAGACGAUGGACAAUGUGGCCACAUUCUGCAUGCUGCUGAUGCUUUUCAUCUUCAUCUUCAGUAUUUUGGGAAUGCAUAUAUUUGGCUGCAAGUUCAGCCUGAAGACGGACACUGGAGACACGGUCCCGGACAGGAAGAACUUUGACUCUCUGCUGUGGGCGAUCGUCACUGUGUUUCAGAUCUUGACUCAGGAGGACUGGAACGUGGUCCUGUAUAACGGCAUGGCCUCCACGUCUCCUCUCGCCGCUCUGUACUUUGUGGCUCUGAUGACGUUUGGGAACUACGUGCUGUUUAACCUGCUGGUGGCCAUUCUGGUGGAGGGAUUUCAGGCUGAGGGUGAUGCCAAUCGCUCGUACUCUGAUGAUGAUGAAGGAUCUUCCUCUAAUGGAAGUGAGCAGCACAAAAACUCACUCACGUUCUCAGAUCCCAAGCUGCCGUCUCUCACUCCUAAUGGACAUCUGGAUCUGGCGCCGCUGGCGGAGGAGAAGACCAGGCCCGGCUUCUCCGAGGAAAACCACCAGAGCAGAACCAUCAGCCUGGGCAGGAGAUCCUCGUCUCUGCGCCACAGCCGCAGUUCCCAUUACCACCACUGGGGGCGUCCUCCUCCUCAGCCGUCUUGGAGCCGUCGGUGCAGCUGGAACAGCGCGGGUCGUUCCGCUCGUGGCCUGAGGGCCGGAGGCGUCAUCGGGGGCAGCUUACGGGUCCGCAGCGUUCACUCGCACCCCGCCGAACACGAGUCUCUCCUGCCCCACCCGCCCUUCCUGUCACACCGACACCGCCGCGCUCUCUCGCUCGAGCUGCCCGAGCUCCUUCAGCGCCCCCCGCUGGUCAGGAAGAAGAGCGUGUCUGCCGAGCACCAGGACUGUAAUGGGAAGGGUCCGGGCCCCCAGGGGCCACUGCUGGGAGAGGUUUAUCCACAACUCAACGCACGCAAAGACAAAAACGACCUGGAGGAAGACAAUGAAUAUAGCCUGUGUUUCCGUAUCCAGAAGAUGAUGGAGGUUUAUCGUCCAGACUGGUGUGAGAAGAGAGAGGACUGGUCCAUUUACUUAUUCUCCCCUCAGAACAAGUUUCGACUGCUGUGUCAGACGAUCAUCGCUCAUAAGCUCUUUGACUAUGUGGUUCUGGCUUUCAUCUUCCUCAACUGUAUCACAGUGGCUCUGGAGAGACCCAGAAUCCAUCAGGGCAGUCUGGAGCGAGUCUUUCUCACCAUCUCCAACUACGUUUUCACUGCCAUCUUUGUGGCCGAGAUGACCGUCAAGGUGGUUUCUAUGGGUCUGUAUCUGGGUGAUCGUGCUUAUCUGCGCAGCAGCUGGAACGUUCUGGAUGGGUUUCUCGUGUUUGUGUCUCUGAUUGACAUAGUGGUGUCGAUGGCGGGCGGAGCGAAGAUCCUGGGUGUCCUGCGGGUGCUGAGACUGCUGAGAACAUUACGCCCGCUCAGGGUGAUCAGUCGAGCUCCAGGUCUGAAGCUGGUGGUGGAGACUCUGAUCACGUCGCUGAAGCCCAUCGGAAACAUCGUCCUCAUCUGCUGUGCUUUCUUCAUCAUCUUUGGCAUCCUGGGAGUUCAGCUCUUCAAAGGGAAGUUCUAUUACUGUGUGGGUUUGGAUGUGAAAAACAUCACCAAUAAAUCCGACUGCCUCUCUGCCAAUUACCGCUGGGUUCAUCACAAGUACAACUUUGACAACCUGGGGCAGGCUCUGAUGUCACUGUUUGUGUUGGCGUCUAAAGAUGGAUGGGUAAAUAUCAUGUACCACGGGCUGGACGCUGUCGGGAUUGACCAGCAGCCCGUCGUCAAUAACAACCCCUGGAUGCUGCUGUACUUCAUCUCCUUCCUGCUGAUCGUCAGUUUCUUCGUGUUGAACAUGUUUGUGGGUGUGGUGGUGGAGAACUUCCACAAGUGCCGUCAGCACCAGGAGGUGGAGGAGGCGCGGCGGCGGGAGGAGAAGCGGCUGAAGCGCAUGGAGAAGAGGAGGCGCAAGGCCCAGCGGCUGCCGUAUUACUCCUCGUACGGUCGCGUUCGGCUCAUGAUCCACUCGUUCUGCACCAGUCAUUAUCUGGACCUCUUCAUCACCCUCAUCAUCUGCAUCAAUGUGAUCACCAUGAGCCUGGAGCACUACAACCAACCACAGUCGUUGGAGACGGCGCUGAAAUACUGCAACUACUUCUUCAGCUCCACAUUUGUGGUGGAGGCCACGCUGAAGCUCAUCGCGUUCGGCUUCAGACGCUUCUUUAAAGACAGAUGGAAUCAGCUGGAUCUGGCCAUCGUUCUGCUGUCUGUGAUGGGAAUCACUCUGGAGGAGAUUGAAAUAAACGCCUCACUUCCCAUCAAUCCCACCAUCAUCCGCAUCAUGAGGGUCCUGCGCAUCGCCCGCGUUCUAAAGUUGCUGAAGAUGGCCACAGGAAUGAGAGCGCUGCUCGAUACCGUGGUGCAGGCCUUACCACAGGUGGGGAAUCUGGGUUUGCUCUUCAUUCUGCUGUUCUUCAUCUACGCCGCGCUCGGAGUCGAGCUGUUUGGAGAACUGGUGUGUAAUGUUGAAUACCCGUGUGAAGGCAUGAGUCGUCACGCCACUUUUGAAAACUUCGGCAUGGCGUUCCUAACUCUCUUCCAGGUGUCUACGGGAGAUAACUGGAACGGCAUCAUGAAGGACACGCUGCGCGAGUGUCCGCCGGGUGACAAUUACUCGUGUAACGCCAGCCUGCAGAUCAUCUCGCCCAUGUACUUCGUGAGCUUCGUUCUGACGGCUCAGUUCGUCCUGAUUAACGUGGUGGUGGCCGUGCUGAUGAAGCACCUGGACGACUCCAAUAAGGAGGCGCAGGAGGAUGCAGAGAUGGACGCGGAGAUCGAGAUGGAGCUGGCGCAGGGCGGCCUGUGCUGUCUGGGCCGUCUGGACCGUCUGACCGGGGCCGAUGGGGGCGAGAAGCCGGCGGGAGGCUGCGGAAACAAACAGGCGGCGAUGGCUGCGGUUCACACGCACAACAGCGCCAGCCAGAGCGGAUUCACACCGCGCAGAAGCACAAAGGACACGCAGAACCCGAGGAAACUCUACUCACCUGCACAGGAGAACCAGUGGCUGGAGAGCGUCUCUCUGCUGAUGAAGGACUCUCUGGAUGGAGAAAUGCAGAUGAUUGAUAACCUAUCAGGAUCUGUGUUCCACCAUUACUGCUCUCCACCAAUCAGACGAGACGGCAGGAGCCAAUCAGGAGAGAUCCGGCUGGCAGAGGUCGAGCAAACGUCUCUGAUGUCGGAGCAGCUGUCAGAUAAAUCCUCUUCACCCGCGCUGCCUGAUGACAUCAGCCUGGACGAGCACAGCGACUACCAGCUGCUGGACAGGGACUGUAAGGAGGAGCAGGGCAGCGCUGAUCUGAGCACAGACGAGGUUGUGUGCAGACGCUUUCUUCCUCCAAGUGAGGUCUCCAGUCCUAGGCAAGACAGACGGGACGUGCGGCGUGAGACGGGUCUUCAGCUCUGGUCUCCAGCUCACUGUGGAGAUGGCAGUGGAGGAGAAGGCCAGACGUCUUCACCUCUCUUUCAUCUCCCGCCUGAGUUUUUCCACCCCACCACCGCUGCGAUCCCCCAGGGCAGCCCUGCCACCGCAGCGCCCCAGCCGGGCUCCAGGCACACAUCUCCAGCCUCAUGGGCUUCUCUCAGGUCCCCAGGGGCCAACACCAGGGUCAUGGGCUCUCAGCCGUCCCAAAGUAACUCCUCACUGGCCACUGGCAGUUCAGCGAGCAGCCUGCAGACCAUGCCGGAGGAGGGCGUCCCCCAGCCAGGAGAUCUUACGCUACCCUUGAUCUGCCGAACUCAUGCGCCCCCUCCAGAACUCAGCCAGAGAUCUCGCACUCCACAGACUCUGUUCAACCUCCAGGCCACCAGGGGGCGCCAGAGAAAUCGGAGCAGAUACAGUGACUGCACAAAUCCUAACUUGGUCCGACAGGACCCCUCCGAUGAGGACACCGGAUCCGGGAUUAGGGCGGGAGGAGCUGCAUUACCAGCCGGUCAGGUUGGUAAUCCUGAACAGUUGUCGGAUAAUCUGAGUAGCUUCUCUUUGACAUCUCUGCACCCGCCUGAUUCGCUGGCACCACCGCUGGCCAAGAAGUGCAACAGCACUGGAAGUUUAGUACAGGGGAGUCUAGCGGUUCGGAAUAAAGACGGGAGGUGCCUUUACGGAUUUGAUCCCUGGACUGAAGCAACGAGUGAGGAAACUGAGAGGGAUGCGUCACCUGUUGACGCCAAGACGUGCAGCCAGACUGUGGGUUCUAGCUGCCGUAAGAACAGAUGAAAAGCGCAGUUCAGUUCAGGUAUGGGACAGUGUUUGGUCUCUUCUGUGAACUCGUCUCCAUGUUUGUCUCGAGUGACACAAACCCGUUUCCUGUUCUGCUACUGACCAUCUGAAGCUCGCAGCCACGGCGACACAGUGUCAUUUCUUCUUCAGGGCAUUACACUGGACGCCUCGGAGGAGAUGCAGUAGUCAUGGAGUAGCGUAGAAUGUUCUGGAACAUGAGGAACUCAAACUCAUUCAUUCAUAGGCAAAAACAGACUAACAACCUCACCAGCCUGAGUGUGUAGCGAUCUUUAAGCGACACUGGGCGUGUAGCAUGUGACGCGUUCAGAUGCAGAAUGGUGCCGUAUGAUGCUGCGUUCAUGUCAUGUCGGAAUUACUGCAGUUACGUGUGCUGUGGUUGAGAAAGUCAUUUUCUUAUAAAAGCAUCUAAACGUCCUUGAAAUUAGGCACUGUGGAGGAUAAGACAGAAAAUUGUUUGCAAAUUGUCUUGUUUGAAGCAUAAACUUGACUAAUAUCAGGUGAUAAUGAUUUUUCCCCCAAGGACGCUUUAGAUGCUUGUACGGCGAAACAACAAGAAGUGCAUCCAAAAUCUGAUAGUGUUUAGGUACUGCACUACAUUUCAUGAGGAAUGAACUUUGUGACCAUUUUAAAAAUAACUUCUGUAUGUUUGAUUAUCGAUGUGUGUAGUAUGAAUGUACCUACACCAUUGCUAUGCUGCAAAGCUCCCGUGCCAUGGCCGUAUGGGAUAUUGAAGUGUCCACUAGUAGUAGUAGGUCAUCAAAGUGCUUUUUGCCUGCUGUUAUGAAUUCAAACAUGCUACUCAUUUCACAUACUGUUUUACAGCAAAAGUCACAUUCUGAUGCACUGGAUAAACUUUUGGCAGUGAACUGGUAAUAUUAUGAAAGCUCUGAUGUGUAAAAUCCAAAAUGGUAGGUGCUUUGGCAGUAAAAGUUCAUUUGGUACCUAUGGUUCUGCACCUCUGGUUCUCUGUUGAUGUUUCCUUCAAUGCAGGACCAUUUAAACUUCUGAAAAUGAGCUAAAGACACAAAAUGAGCAUCAUUACACUGAUCAUUGCUCUAGAAGCGUAUCAUUUCUGAGUCUGUGUUCAGAUCUCGUGCAGUAAUUCUGACGUCACGUGAGUGCGGUGUCUUUGGCUUCGUUCUCAUGUAGGAGGAUUGAGUUUUAGCAGCUGCCCACAGAUCAUUAGAGCUACUGGCUGAGUUUAUAAAUGUGUGAUGGUAGUUAAGAACAUUGACUUGACUGAGGAAACAUCUCAAGCCCAAACCACGACACACACUGAAUGCUGGACUCUACAGGAUGUUUGAGGAUCUUCUGUAGGGUUUGUUUUUGGAUGUUCUGUGUUUCUAGCAUAAUGAUGGUAGAAGGAGAAACAUGAGCUCUGAUCCUAAACUCUGUGAGUUGGUUCACAUCUUCUCAAGAAAUCAAGAAGUUCUCAACUAUACAUCUUCUGUGUGUAGUUGCCUGUGAAACAACACACAAAUGUUGGAGUUGGUCUGACCAUAUCCAUCAAGUUUAAUCAUUCAGCAGGGGAAAACCAUGCAUGUGGUUAUCAGAAGAUCCCACAGCAUAUACAUGAUUAAUUCAGGUGUAAUCAUGGGCAGGAUUAUCCUGCACGUUCCUUGACUCCUGCAUAGACGGCGCGGUCACUCACUAGGAUUAGAGCUGAUGUUUGUCUCUGGAAAUCAUGCAUGAGAGAUGAUGUCACUGUACUGUGAAGGUGGCAAAAAGUGUUGAUUUAUUUUUUAAGUGUUAAGUGGAAUUUCAUUCUUACGUAAUUUUACAUUCCUGUCUUCCACUUUGCAUUUUGUACAAACAUCUCCCUAAAAACAAAAACAUGUUUUCUGUGGCCCAAAACAUACAUUCAAUUGUUCGUAUGCAUGCCAUGCAAGCUUGAAUCGCAAACGUCACUCAAGCUGCCAUUACUGUAAACUGUCUUCUUCACUGGUUAGUUUUCUCUUCAGGAUAAAGAAUCUUAUAAUUAUGAUUUUUCAGUCAUUUAGAGACAAACUCUAUCGCCCCCUUCAGUCCUCCAGUGUUCUUGCAUCACUGCCAGUAUAUGAUGUGUAGCAUAUGUAUUUGGUCUUUAAUAAGAUGCUGAAACGGAGGCAGAUCAGUGAAAUGAUUUUUACUGAUUUUGUUUCUCAUUUACACAGCUGAUUUGUGUGUAAAGGACUCUUAAUGCACAUUCAUUUGCAUGAUUGCAUCUAAAUUUACAUGGACUUUAAUGCCCCGAUUCCAAAGCGCCUGCUGUGAUCGAAUCAUUCUCACUGGAGCGUGUAGUUAGAUAUACAGAAACUUUUUUUUUGUUGUUGUUGCCGGAAACUUUUGUUCAAAUAAUCCAGGCAUGUUUUCCACAGUUUUACAGUAAAUGAAUACAAGAAUGAUAUUUAGUAUAUGAAUUGAACAAUAAAUAGCAAUACUGACCUAUAUAUUUUUACUGAAACAUGCUGAAGCAUGUUAAAUGGCACACAUGUGACUUCAGUCAACAUUUUUGAAUGAUGAACCACCAGAUUGUUUUGAAUUGAUUUUUUGAAAUAGAGCAUUCAAAAGUGAUUCAUGUAAAUGAGCUGAAAUUCUCAACUCGAUCAGUGUUUUUGCUCUUGAGGUUAAAACUCGGAUUGAGAGAUGAGUGUGAAACCGGCCUGCUGACGUGGUCUUUAUAAAGCUUUAGAAGCAAAUAUAAAGCAUCAAAAGCAUUUAAACCAUUGCAAUAUUUACGCAAUUUAGUUUACUUAUUGCCAAUGAAAUUAUGUAGUACAUAUUGUGUAUACUGCCCAGCCUUAUCUCAGAGAUUUCCAUUUAGAUGAAACUGAAAUUCUGCUUUUGUUCUUCUGAAGUUCAGAGGAGAUUCAUGCAUUUCCCAUGUUCUGUAGCAUUUCAUCAUUCACAAUCCUAAUAAAG
Molecule: messenger RNA, 8945 nt
Organism: Labeo rohita (rohu)
Lineage: Eukaryota; Metazoa; Chordata; Actinopteri; Cypriniformes; Cyprinidae
Product: voltage-dependent T-type calcium channel subunit alpha-1I-like
Biological process (GO): sodium ion transmembrane transport; calcium ion transmembrane transport; calcium ion import
Cellular component (GO): voltage-gated sodium channel complex; plasma membrane; voltage-gated calcium channel complex
Molecular function (GO): low voltage-gated calcium channel activity; voltage-gated sodium channel activity
Source: RefSeq, a predicted model, not a curated record